Molecule: messenger RNA, 4688 nt
Organism: Cherax quadricarinatus
Lineage: Eukaryota; Metazoa; Arthropoda; Malacostraca; Decapoda; Parastacidae
Source: RefSeq, a predicted model, not a curated record
CACCCCCUGGCACUGUGUUGGUGCCACAACUACCACCAGCUGGCACUGUGUCAGUGUCAGAACUACCACCACCUGGCCCUGUGUCAGUAUCAGAACCACCACCACCUGGCACCAUGUCAGUAUCAGGAUCAUCACCACCUGGUACUGUGUCAAUGUCAGAACCACCACCACCUACCAUUUUGUCAGUGUCAGAACCACCACCAUCUGCCACUGUGUUACGUCAUCAACCAACUGUCAACGCAAGAGAUCAUCAACCAACUGUCAGCACACCAGAUUGUCAAAUUAUCGUCAGCACAAUAGAUCGUCUAACAACUGUCGGUACAAUACAUCAUCAAACAACAGCCAACAUACUAGAUCCUCAAACAACUGUCAACAUACUAGAUCCUCAAACAACUGUCAACAUACUAGAUCCUCAGGCAACUGUCAGCCCAUCGGAUUAUCAACGGCCUGUCACAACAUCUGAUUCUCAAAAACUAGUGAGGCUCCAGCUCUCUGUCCCCUACAAUCAGGGGGACCGAUGCGGGUUUCGGCUACAGAAGAUGAUUCGUCGUACAGCACGUGACGUGCUGCACCAGGUGUACGAAUGGGGGACCCAGGAGUUGGCCAUCAACGUGCCCUUGCACGAGUACCUUCAACACGAGCGUAAACUCAGGAAAAAACAAAUAAACCAGAUCUUCAACAAGUCGAUGCUGGACACGCUGACAGCUGACCCUUCCGGUGUUACUUAUGACAUAUCUUUAUUGUAUAAGUGUAUCCAGAUGGUGUGUCAGCAUCUGGCACCCGCUAACAACUCUGCGUGGUGGACUCCAGCCAGCACCCUGGAAUUUACAAUAACUUCCAUUAAAAAUUUUCGCAAUGAUCAAGUGCACAUACAAGUUCCACUGACUCAAGCUGAGUUCAUCAACAAGACUGAGGAGCUAAGAGAGCUACUGAGAGCCGCUUUAGAAACAGCUGGAGAGAAGUACAACAUCGACCUCGGCACUGUAGAGCAAUGUGUCUUCAAGAUGGACCAAAGCAUCAGCCUCUUAAGGAACGAACCUUUUCAACAGUGGAACAUCACAAGUGUCGAAAAUGAAUUGUUGUUUAAGGAAGGUUUGGAGCUUUUGAUGUCAGUUGGUUUACAAGAACUCAAAGAGAACUAUACCAAAUGGUCCCACAUCAACCCAAUGUCAUUUCUGGAUGAAACCGAAUUUCAUCCCCAAGUGAACACAAUGUUCACCCAAAUGGAAAUAGUACUAGAAAAACGCUGUGUUAGAAGUCAAGCAAUUAAGAACAAAGAUUUAUUACAAUACGUAGCUGAUUCAACAAGCAAUAAUAUCACCAUGUUGGAAGGAGUAGCCGGGGCAGGAAAGACUACCCUUACUAAAAUGAUCAUGUCUGACUGGAUUACCGGCAGUAGUUCUAUAGACAAACUUACAAAUUUCAAUUUGUUGCUCUACAUGGAAUGUAGAAAUCCAGUCGUUCAGUCUCUGUCACAGUUGUUGUCGACUUUAAUGCCCAAAACUGCGCGGAAAUUCCGAGAGAAUGAUAUAGUUAAAUGUGUUCUACAGUUUAAAACUAUUGUCAUCGUGGAUGGUCUUGACGAACUUAAUAUAUCAUCGACAAAGCUUCUCAAGGAAAUACUGAGCAUUAAAUCUUCCUAUGAUAUUGCUAUAUUCUGCACUACAAGGCCAGAGAAAGUCAAUGAUUUUUUCAAAAUGGUACCAGCGGGUCUUACAACAACCUAUCUUAAGAUAAUUGGUAUUCAAGACAGCAUGAGGGAACGCUUUGUUGAACUGUAUCACGAGGAAAUGAAAAAAGUUGGCAUGAGUACUCAGGAGACGUCUGGACUCAUUACAUAUAUGAGAAAGACACAGAAUCAACUACAAGAGCAUCUGAGACUCCCACUGAACCUGGUGCUUCUGACUUUCUUGUGGGCUGUCGGUGGAGAUAAGGUAAAUAUAGUGACAACAGCAACUGAACUCUACUCAGAAAUUCAUACACUUAUGCUUGAAAAGUUAUUGGAGAGACUUAAGGCUCAUUCUUUGACAGAACUGCUAGAAACUUCGCAGCUCAGAAGCAAAAUCCACAUAUUUUUGUCAAGUUUGUAUCGAGAAUCUUUAGUUAGCCUCAAGAACGAAAAUAUUGUGCUGACAGAUGAGUCGAUGAAGAACCUUAAAGACGUAUGUUCAAAAAUUGGCUUGCCACAAAAAGAAAUGAUGAGCGCUUACUUAAGUCAAAAAACUCUAUGGACUAUGUCUGGAAUUCAAAUGAGGCUUAUCAUUCCCCAUAAAGGCCUCCAGGAUUUUUAUGGUGCAAUGUACUUGCUUGAAAAGUGCACAAAUACACUUGAGGAAUCAGGAUUUUUGGGGAAGAUGGUAAGAAUAAUCGUUGCCCCCUUCAAAACUAGCAGCAUUGUUAAAGGUCUGAAACAAAUUCACAAAACUGACACCGAUCCUUUGCAACUUGAGAAGUAUCAGAAUGUCUUGAUUCAUCUCACUGGUCUCCUGCACAUAAGAGCAGAGAAUGUCCCAAUGAAUGUAACUAACGAGUUGGUCACACUGCUGAGGGAGUCUGGUAUAAGAAACCGAGACGAAUGGCUGGACAUGUUAUCUAGCGUCAAGUGUAACCCAAAUAUGAUCAAAAUUCUGGUAAAGCAAAUUCCAAAUUUCCUCAUGGAAGAUGGCAGAGUAGAAGUGGAAGACUCCCGGGUAGACUGCUACACUAACCUUCUACCAAGAAUGACUCCUAAAGAAGUGAUAGUGAAGAUCAAGAGGAAGCCACAAGACAUUCCCCGACUAGAGGCACUCCUUGAGUUGCUAAGCCUCCAGGCGCAGCAGACUUGUCAGUACCAAGUGGAGUUACAUCUGGAGUACCUUUUCCGUCACCCAGGCGCUCUUCACUCCUCCCUCGACUCCAUCCUCCAGCGCAUCUUUCAAAAGUGCAGUGUGAGGAGGUACAGAGGUGGGUUCAGCCCUGGGCUGUGCUCAGUGUUGUCACACACGCUGAAAGAACUAUCUAUAUCUAUAGCUACACCAGAAGACGGACCACUGCUAGCAGCUGCACUCAACACACCCUCCUCCCUCCUUCCUCGACUACCAAGUCUCAACAAACUAUGUGUGCAUGUUGGCCAGGAGGUGGAAGCGUCAAUGCUGGUGCCACUUCCUCCACUGAGAUACCUUGAGGUGUACCUGAGCCAUGUCACUAGGCAGCGCGUUCCAUGGGCUGUUGAGGUUGCCAGGUCCCUCCAGCCAGUCGCCAGAGGAUUCAGCUGCAUGAGGCUGGCUAGCUGUGAUCUCAGCGUGGAGAGCUGUCAGCAGUUGAUGCAGCAGCUGACCGCUACAGGAGUGACAGUGUGGGGUGGCUUCUAUGUCUCCUCCACUAACAUCCCACAGGUGGAGGAGGCACAGCUCAGGGACUUCACUGACGACCUUAUGGGAUGUGUUUUUUGGAGGAUGGACAAGGAGAACAUCUGGGUGUACUAGCAAGAAGGAGAACUUAAAAUUGCUACACACAACAGCUACUUCGCUGCUGCCCCAGUCAUUCUGUACAAUAAACAUUCACAUAGAACCUUAAUUGAAAGUGGAGAUAAAUGAACCCCCAUGAAGGAUAUCUGAGCAUAUUAAAUCCGACUUGGGGUAUGACUUAUUGAUGGAGUAUGAGCAAAAACAGCUUAGCUGGUUUUGGAAGUUGAAAAUUCAAUACUUGCAGUUUGUGAGUAACGUGUAGGUCAGUGGUCAGAAAGUUACAUUCAGAGCCACAGUAUACCUCAAGGUUAUCAAGUACACAACUUUUGCUCCUGGGUUCAUUAACUAUCUGUUUUUGCCUGAGAAACUAAUAUUUAAAUCAGUAUGAACAUAUCUACUAGGAACCUCUGGUUAUAGUGGGAGUACAAUGGGAAAUAAAUCACUUUGUCUUACUUUUUUUGGGUCAUCCUGGAUGAUAAUUUACAUAUGUUACUAUAUAUAAUAAUUGUACUUAUGUAUACCUGUACCUAAAUAAACUUACUUAAUCUGCAUGAACACAUUUGAACAACUAUUAAAAUUCAAAUUCAAAUGUAUAUUUCUCUGUAAAGAUUACAAUGGGUGGUUUACAUAUAGAACAAUAAUUACAAAGAAGGCCACUAGCAGGCCUAACAGGCCUAGGCAUUUCGUGCAGAAAAAUAGUAAUUCUUACUCUAUAUUACAUAUGAUUAAAUGGAUUUACAAUAGUGAGGUAGUUCAGAACAUUUAAGAAUAUAAGAACUUGAAAAAUUAGUAAUGAGAAUGGUUGUGUUGGCAUGAUACAAAGUUUAUAUUAAAGUUCCUAUACAGAAGUAUGUCUGCUAAACUUACGACUACCUUCACAUUUAUUAGGUAAUGACUAUAUUUGGAAUUUUAUGUUUAGUCAUUUGCGUCAGUGUAGGUGUAAAUGUGUGUGUGUGUGUGUGUGUGUGUGUGUGUACUCACCUAUUUGUACUCACCUAUUUGUGGUUGCAGGGGUCGAGUCCUAGCUCCUGGCCCCGCCUCUUCACCGGUUACUACUAGACCCUCUCUCUCCCCGCUCCAUGAGCUUUAUCAAACCUCGUCUUAAAACUGUGUAUGGUUCCUGCCUCCACUACGUCAUUUUCUAGGCUAUUCCACUGCCUUACAACUCUAUGACUGAAGAAAUACUUCCUACUAUCUCUCUGACUCAUUUGUGUGUGUGUGUGUGUGUGUGUGUGUGUGUGU